UGUUUUAAUAGAAUAUUACAUUAUUAUGUAAUAUAUUUUUGUUGGUUUGAGAAAUGUAGUUUCUGGAGGAGAGUAUGCUAAAUAAUUAAGGGUGUUUCCCAAUGUAAAUAUUUUUUGAACUUCUUUAUUUGAUUUGCUGUGCGAGUCAAUGGGCAGGGUUUGGGGCAUGAAUGUAUUUAGUGAGGUAAUGCAGUGGAGGUGUGGUUACUGAAACUACAGUGUAUUGGUCAGAAUAUUAACAACUGUAUGUUAAAACUAAAGUCUUUGAAAAUUCUUAUUACUUGCAGCGAUUGCAGAGAUGCCUAAGCUGAAGAGAUUUAGAAUGCGGCGUGAGCCAUUCAACAACAAAAGUAAGGCAGAUGUUUCUAAUUCUGUUGCUUGUGUUUGUCCAGACGUGGUGGGCAUUGUAGCAGCCAAUGAGGUUAGACUGAAGUCUGCAGAGGUGACUGAGGAGUUUGUGGGAGUAGCUUGCAGUGUAGUGUCAGUUGUUAAGCACAAGAUACAUAAUGUGUGUACUUGGAAAAAAUCUGACAUUCAGGACAUACGUAGUGAGGGAAGUAAACUGGUCAAUGACAUGACUAGCUGUAAAAAAAAACACAGAGUUAUGAAGACUGUCGAUUUUCUCAAUGGUUUGGUGGGCAACAUGACAUUUUCAGUAAAACAUGCAAAGUAACAAUAGAACGAUUACUGAAUGGAGGAAAAAAUGACUUGUAUGAGAAAUUACAGGAGAUUUUGUUUAGUCAUGAAUCUUGUAUGGUCAACAUAAAAGGAGAUACGUGUGCUAUUGUGAGACAUAAUGAUUUCUAUGUUGUUGUUGACUGUAAUGUGCGAAAUGCAUGUGGUUUGGGAUCAGACAUUGGAACUGCAGUUGUUGUUUUCAACACAAAUUGGCAAGACCUAUUUUUGCACAUUGAUAAUUUAAUGACAAGUCUGAAUGCAGAAAACUUUAGUAUAUGUGGCAUCAAUGUCAACUUAUCAUCAUCAGAAAUGCCACAAGUUGUUUACAAUGAUACUGUUGGAGAAAACAGAGAAUGUACAGCAAAUGAGACAGAAGAAAUGUCAGCAUCUACAUUAAAUCAAAGAGAAGGUGUUAGCAUCCGUGGAUCAUUUCAUCAGGGUGACCAUAAGUUCAAGUGGCCAGGGAAACAGUGUGUAGCGAUUAGUUUGGCUGCUAUAGCGAUGCACAGUGUGCUUAGUGUGUUCUCAUGGGAAAGUAAAGAUCUAGAUAAUGUUGUAAAUACUGGCGAUAGCUUGUAUUCUAGUUUGCGUCAAAGGGGUUUAAUCAGUGAUCCAACAAAGAAAAAGUUGCUGUGUAUACAAGAUCUUCCUAAGGAAUAUGUGUUUGGUACAAAUGCAUUCAAAUUUAAAUAUGCUGAUUUUGUUUCUGGACAUGUAGAUGUGGUUGAUGGAGAUUUUAUUAGAUCUGGUGCAUGUGUGACAUUAGCUGAUGGUUUGCAAACAAUGUUUGAAAAAUAUGACACAUGCUUUUUUACCUUAAAUGGCAGUACUAUUGCCAUUAUUAAAGAAAAUAGUAGGUUUGCUGUGGUUGAUUCUCAUGCACGUAGCAGUGCUGGGAUGGUUGAUGGUAAUGGAUUUAGUGUGGUUGUAUAUUACAAUUCACUUAGUUGUGUUUUGAAGCACAUAGAAAAUUUGUCUGCAUUUACUCGAAGAAACCUGAAGAUUUUUGAAUUAAGUGGGGUCUGUGUAGUACUUAAAAGCCAAGAAAACUCUGCUAGUCACACAGAAAACAUAAAUGAUGAAAGUGAAAAAACGACCCGCAGGGGUAAAAAAAGAAUGCAUGAUUGUAUAAAUGUGAAUGUGGAAGAAGAGAAAGAAAUUGUGGUUACUAAGAAGCCAAAACAAUUAUUAAAGGAGAGCACUAAAGUACUUGAAACAAUUUCCAAAAUUGAUGCAAAUUCAGAUGAUGUAAUUUGUUUGGGCAAUGAGACAAAUAGUAUUUUUAAUUUCAAUCCACUGUGUACUGAAGUAAAGCAAAAACUAAGUAGUAAACUUAAUAUAGAGUUUAAUAGUGAAAAUUUAGUUUUUCCAAGAAACAACAGAAAAAUUGGCCAUCCUUGUAAAACAGUUAGUAUUUUAGGGGAUGGAAACUGUUUUUUUAGGGCAGUUGCACAAGUAAUAUGUGGUACGCAAAAAUCUCAUCGGGCAGUCAGACUUGCAAUUGUGAAACAUAUGGAAUUGCACAGUGUGCAAUAUAAGAAUCUUUUAAGAUGUCAGUAUGUAUCUAUGGAAGAUUAUUUAUCUAAAUCCAAAAUGAGGUUUGUAGGAUCAUGGGCCACAGAAUUGGAGAUUCAAGCGAUGGCUAAUUAUUUGGGAGUGGAUAUUUAUACAUAUCAUAAUGAAAAAUGGUUACAGUACAGUUGUAUGCAUGAAAGAAUGUGCAAUCAAGGUAUAUAUCUACAGCACUGUAAUGAGAAUCAUUAUGAAGUUGUUAUAUGUGUGAAACAACCUAAUAGCCAGAUGUGUUAUAUGUUGUGUCAGAAUGAAGAAUGCGAUGUUGGAAAACACAUUUGUACGAGACAGCGAGUAAAAAUUCAAAGUGAAAUUUCUGUGAAUCAUGAGGAACAAAAUCCUGUUACUGGAGAUAUGAAGAAUGAUGCAUCUGCUAAUAAGAGGAAAUACUUGAAAAGGUAUUUUUCAUUAAAAAGAGUAAAGAACAAAAUUAAAGACCAAACUAAGCAACCUGUUUUGGAGAAGUAUCAUUGCAAUGCAGAGUUUCAGAAUCAUGUGAAAAAUCUCAAUAGGAAAAGAUAUCACAGCAAUCCUUUUAUAUAUAGAGUCAUUAAAACAGGCAAGUAA
Molecule: messenger RNA, 2817 nt
Organism: Carassius gibelio (silver crucian carp)
Lineage: Eukaryota; Metazoa; Chordata; Actinopteri; Cypriniformes; Cyprinidae
Exons: 2
Coding region: 754-2817 (687 amino acids)
Biological process (GO): protein deubiquitination
Molecular function (GO): cysteine-type deubiquitinase activity
Source: RefSeq, a predicted model, not a curated record